UCCAGCAGGUCCAAAGAUCAGGCCGCCGACCGGGCGGCGGCCGAUCUCCAUCGACGCGGGUUCGCCUCAUUGUCCCGUAGCCAGCAGCCAGCCGGCGGUCGAGCCGGCGACGAGAUUGAUUUGAAGCCAGGGAGCGGCCAGAUGGCCGGCCGGGGUCGCGGAGGGCGGAGCCGCGCGCGGCGGCCCCCACGCCUCCGCCCAUCCCUAUCGGAUCGGACCCGCGCGCGGUGUGCAGGCGGGUGCCCUGGGCGAUACGUCGUCGUGAGGCCGGCAUGUGUGGAAGGCGGCUGCCCGGGCGCGCGCGGCGACACCCCCACUUUCCCGCGCCAUCAAUGCGCGGGGUCACCCGCCGCGCCGCGCUGGCGAGCCCCUGCCCCUCCGUUGCCACCCCGCCGUCGCUCUCGCCACCGCCCGUCUCGCCGGGCCUCUGCCUCUGCUUGGCCAGCUAGCUGCGCGCGUCGUCGCGGUCUGGCACGGGCAGGCGUAUAAAUCAGGGUGGCCCGUGCAAAAGCUACAGUUGUAUCUGGUGUAGCUGUGCGCACGCACGUAGCUAUAGCUAGCUAGCUGGUGAUAUGGAGUCGAUAAUGGAGAAGCCGGUGGCGGUGGACGCCGCGGCCGGCGGCGGCGGAGGAGGGGGUGCCGGUCGGACCAGGUCGGACCAGCUGGCGCCGUCGCAGUCGCUGAGCCGGACGGCGUCGGCGGAGACGGUGCUGAGCAACGCGGACACGACGAGCCUGUCCCGCAAGUCCAGCUUCGGGCGGAAGCGCACGGCGUCGGCCGGCGGCGGCGGCGGCGGCGGCGGCGGCAACAGACACAUCCGCAAGUCGCGGAGCGCGCAGCUGAAGGUGGACGUGGAGGACCUCGUCAGCAGCAGCGCCGCGCUCAGCCGCGCCUCCAGCGCCAGCCUCGGCUUCUCCUUCACCUUCACCGGCUUCACCCCGCCGCCGCAGGGCAUGCACUACUCCGCCGACCCGACGACCUUCAGCGACGAUGACAGCCCCAUGGACAUCGAGGCCGGCGCGCGGCGGCGCAAGAAGCUGAUGACGGAGCCGACCUUGCCGAUAUACCUCAAGUUCACGGAGGUGAAGUACAGGUUGUCGGCGAAGAAGGGCUCGCCGCGGGAGAUCCUGGGCGGGAUAUCCGGGUCGGUGUCCCCCGGCGAGGUGCUGGCGCUGAUGGGCCCGUCCGGCAGCGGCAAGACGACGCUGCUGAGCAUCCUGGGCGGCAGGGCCGGCGGCGGCGCCGUGGAGGGCUGCGUCUCCUACAACGACGAGCCCUACAGCAAGUCCCUCAAGCGCAGGAUAGGAUUUGUGACUCAAGAUGAUGUUCUCUUUACCCAUCUUACUGUGAAAGAGACAUUGACUUACGCGGCACUACUUCGUCUCCCAAGAACAAUGACUAGGCAACAAAAGAAAGAACGGGCAAUGGACAUCAUAUAUGAGCUUGGCCUUGAAAGGUGCCAGGACACAAUGAUUGGGGGAUCUUUUGUGCGUGGGGUUUCAGGGGGUGAAAGGAAAAGAGUUUGCAUUGGAAAUGAGAUUCUGAUCAAUCCAUCUUUAUUGUUUCUUGAUGAGCCAACAUCUGGGCUGGAUUCAACUACAGCCCUAAGGAUCGUUCAACUUCUUCAUGACAUAGCUGAGGAUGGGAAGACGGUUAUCACCACAAUUCACCAACCAUCUAGCAGGCUGUUUCAUAAGUUUGACAAGCUUAUCCUCCUGGGCAAAGGAAGUUUGCUAUACUUUGGGAAGGCAUCUGAAGCCAUGCCCUACUUCCAGUCCAUUGGAUGCACCCCACUCAUCGCGAUGAACCCAGCAGAGUUUCUACUGGAUCUCGCCAAUGGCAACACUAACGAUGUUUCAGUCCCUUCAGAGUUAGAUGAUAAGGUGCAUAUGGAAAAUCACACUUUGGAGAAUAAUAAUUCCAAGAAUGACUACAGGCCAUCAGCACAAGAUGUUCAUGAGUAUUUGGUAGAUGCCUAUGAGACUCGAGUGGCUUUUAAGGAGAAGAAGAAGCUUCUAGCUCCACUUCCGAUCAGUGAUGACCUGAAGGCAACUAUAACAUCAUCGAAGCGAGAGUGGGGCACAAGCUGGUGUCAGCAAUAUUCCAUCCUCUUUUGUAGAGGGAUCAAGGAAAGACGGCAUGAUUAUUUGAGCUGGAUGAGAAUAACCCAGGUCAUAGCUACAUCGAUUAUCUUAGGUUUAUUAUGGUGGCACUCUGAUCCCAGUACACUAAAAGGUCUAGAAGAUCAGGCUGGCUUACUGUUUUUCAUUGCUGUGUUUUGGGGUUUCUUUCCUGUCUUUACUGCAAUCUUCACAUUCCCUCAAGAGAGGGCAAUGUUGAACAAGGAACGGGCAGUUGACAUGUACAAGCUCAGUGCAUACUUCUUGGCCAGAAUGACAAGUGAUCUACCACUUGACCUUUUCCUCCCUGUCGUAUUCAUGGUGAUCGUCUACUUCAUGGCAGGCCUCAAAGCAACUGCCACACAUUUCUUUCUUAGCAUCCUGACUGUCUUCCUCAGCAUAAUUGCUGCUCAGGGACUAGGAUUGGCAAUUGGAGCUACCCUGCUGGAUAUCAAGAAGGCAACAACUCUAGCUUCAGUUACAGUCAUGACGUUCAUGCUAGCAGGAGGCUUCUUUGUAAAGAGGGUUCCCCCAUUCAUCUCCUGGCUGCGCUACCUGUCCUUCAACUACCACACGUACAGGCUCCUGCUCAAGGUGCAGUACGAUCCCGUGCCGGACAUCCUGACCACCACGAAACACAUUGACAACGGCGCCACCGAGGUCGCUGCUCUCGUCGCCAUGAUCAUCGGGUACCGGGUGCUGGCGUACCUGUCGCUGAGAAGGGUGAAGGUCCCAAGCAGCUAGCACAUCGCAUCACCGCGUGUGUUGACUCAUUGAAGCCUGAACUCCUGGAGGCCGCAAACCGCAAGGGGUUGGGUGUGUAGGGAUGUUUGUUUUAUAUUGUGCCGUAAAAAGAUAGAGCUCUUUUAUUUUUCUGUCUUUUUCAACAAAGUUCAGAGGGCCCCGAAGGCCAAAUUCGAAAUUGAACCAGAAGAAUGUGUAGCGAGUGUUAGGUCAGUCUCAGUCCACAGUUUCAUUGUAUAGUUACCAAGACUGAGCAUUUGGUAAUUGUGCCAACUAGAUUUCAUAGUGAUCAAACUUCUCUCGUCUCAUAUAACUCUCCCCCAUCUCUCCUUAUAAUGACACUGUCAAAUCAGCACAAUUUCUGAUGUACUAUGAAAUUCUCAUUAAGAUUGGCCUUAUAGACAA
Messenger RNA from Panicum virgatum (switchgrass), 3269 nucleotides. RefSeq names its product ABC transporter G family member 22-like. The transcript has 10 exons. Gene Ontology annotation, cellular component: membrane. The record is from RefSeq and is a predicted model, not a curated record. Gene Ontology annotation, molecular function: ABC-type transporter activity; ATP binding; ATP hydrolysis activity. Lineage: Eukaryota; Viridiplantae; Streptophyta; Magnoliopsida; Poales; Poaceae. Bases 573 to 2864 code for a protein of 763 amino acids.